GGUGAAUCAAUAUUUCAUGUUUUGAAGGAUUACUUCAUUGAAAAAGCAAUUCCUUUAUCAAAUAUAAUAUCAGUAGCUACAGAUGGAGCACCUGCCAUGGUUGGACGUUAUCGUGGAUUUAUAAGCUAUUUAAAACAAAAUGUGUCAGGGGUGUUAGCAAUACAUUGCGUCAUAUUUGUUUACAAAAUUCAAUAUGGUUAAUUUGCAAUUACUAGGCGACAGUUUAAAUUUGAUUAAAACAAAGUCCAUCUUAUCAGCGUUUCUUGCCAGAGUUAAACUAAUGAAGCAAAAUAUUGGACGGGGCGAAUUUUCUCAGUUCCCCAAUUUGUCACAGACAAGCUGCCAGGAAGACGACGUUUCAACUUACGUUCAACAUUUAAAUGCCCUCUAUUCAGAUUUUGAAUCUAGGUUUGAGGAUAUGUUGACUAUGGUAAUACCACCGUGGAUAAUUAAUCCAUAUGGUGACGUAGAAGAGACGAAUGUCGUAACACAAGAGGAACUGACUGAACUAAGUACAAACGAAGAACUUAAGGUUCAGUUUAAAAACAGAUAUCAGCAAUUCUGGCUGCAAAACUACAUACCCGUUACUUAUCCCGUAUUGUGGAAUAUAGCGAGGAAAUUUUUAACUUCCUUUCCAUCGUCAUACCUAGUGGAAAGGGGGUUCAGCGCUGUUACCAAUCUUCUAACGAAGAAAAGAAACAGACUGGACAUCAUUAGCCGAGGAGAUUUAAGAUUAACCCUUACAAAAUUGACGUCAAAUGUUGAUAAUUUAUUAUUAAAGCAUCAGGUUCAUCCUUCUCACUAAAAAUAUUGACUUAUUG
Molecule: messenger RNA, 821 nt
Organism: Acanthoscelides obtectus
Lineage: Eukaryota; Metazoa; Arthropoda; Insecta; Coleoptera; Chrysomelidae
Source: the annotation of a GenBank genome assembly